CGGAACCAGAGAGAGGAGACACCAUGACCCUCACCCUCACAACCCUGCUCUGUCUCGGGCUGAGUCUGGGCUCCAGGACCCAAGCCCAGACAGGGACCCUCCCCAGACCCACUGUCUGGGCUGAGCCAGGCUCUGUGAUGCCUUGGGGGACAUCUGUGACCAUCUGGUGUCAGGGGAGCUUGGAGGCCCAGGAGUACCGCUUGCUUAAAGAGGGAGAGUUAGAGACCUGGGACAGACAGAAGCCACUGGAAACCAAAGACAAGGUCAAAUUCCCCAUCACACACAUGGCAGACAUAUAUGCAGGAAGAUACCGCUGUGACUAUCUCAGUCCCACUGGCUGGUCAGAGCCCAGUGACCCCCUGGAGCUGGUGGUGGUGACAGGAUCCCAGGGCAAACCCAGCCUCUCAGCCCUGCCCAGCCCUGUCGUGACCUCAGGAGGGAAUGUGACCCUCCAGUGUGCCUCACGGAUGGGAUUUCACAGGUUCAUCCUGAUGAAGGAAGGAGAGCGCCAGCCCUCCUGGACCCUGGACUCCCAGCCAGCCCCCCAUGGGAGGACCCAGGCCCUAUUCCCUGUAGGCCCCGUGACCCCCAGCCUCAGCUGGACGUUCAGAUGUUACGGCUAUUACAGCAACACCCCCCAGGUGUGGUCGGACCCCAGUGACCCCCUGGAGCUGCUGGUCUCAGGUGUGUCGGGGAAGCCCUCCCUCCUGACCCAGCAGGACACUGUCGUGACCUCUGGACAGAGGCUGACUCUCCAGUGUCGCUCUGAUGUCGGCUACAACAAAUUCGCUCUGUCCAAGGAGGGGGCACCUGACCUUCCACAGCGGCUUAGCCGGCCGACCCAGUCUGGGCUCUCGGGGGGAACCUUCUACCUGGGCCUGGUGAGACCCUCCCAUGGGGGCCGGUACAAGUGCUACGGUGGACACAACCUCUCCUCUGAAUGGUCGGCCCCUAGUGACCCCCUGGACAUCCUGCUCGCAGGACAGCUCUCCUACACACCCUCCCUCUCAGUGCUGCCUGGACCCACGGUGGCCCCAGGAGAGAAUGUGACCCUGCUGUGUCAGUCUCGGAGCUCUGUGGACUCUUUCCUUCUGUCCAAGGAGGGGGCAGCCGAUCCCCCGCUGCGUCUUAGAUCACAGUACCGAGCUGGGCAGCACCAGGCUGAAUUCCCCAUGAGUCCUGUGACCUCAGCCCACGGGGGGUCCUACAGGUGCUAUGGCUCCGCCAGCACCUCCCCCUACCUGUUGUCACAGCCCAGUGAUCCCCUGGAGCUCCUGGUCUCAGGACCCUCUAUGGACCCCGGCCCCCCGACCACGGGCCCCUGGACCACAGGGCCAGGCUCGGCAGAUGGUCCCCACUGGUACCCGAACGCCCUCACUGGGGCCUCGGUGGCCUUUGUCCUGCUGCUCGGCCUCCUCGUCUUCCUCCUGGUCCGACACCGGCAUCGGGUCAAAUGCAGAAAGCCAGGGGCUGCAGACCCAGAGCCCAAGGACAGAGGCCUGCACGACAGCUCCAGCCCAGCCCCUGCCGCCCAGGAGGAGAGCCUCUAUGUUGCCAUGCAAGACAUUCAGCCUGAGGAGGGGGUGGAGCUGGACCAUCGGAACACACAAGAUGAAGACCCCCAGGGAACAACGUAUGUCCAGGUGAGCCGGUCAAAAUCAAGACUUAGGUGUGGACUGGCCACUUCUCCUUCCCCCGUGUUAGAGGGACUGUUGGACUCAGAGGACAGACAAGCAGAGGAAGACAGACAGAUGGACUGUCAGGUUGUUGCAUCUGACACCCCCCAGGAUGUGACCUAUGCCCAGCUGGACCCCUUGGCCCUCAGAUAGGAGAAAAGGGCAUCCCCUCCUUCCCAAUCAGAGGAACCCCCAGCAGAGCCCAGUGUGUAUGCUGCUCUGACCAUCCACUAGCCCAGGAGGGACCCAGACCUCACACUCCAGAGAAGGGGACCACAGGGACCCUGGAAGGCACAGGAGCUCCUCACAGUGGGUGCCACCUAAUGAUCCUACCCCGCCUGGACUCCUCACAUGGACCAGUAAGAACUCCUGGGACCCUCUGGGAGUCACCAAUUCUGCCAUCAAAGAUUGUAAUACCCCUACACUUUGGAAAUCAGAGCAACAGACUUCCCAGUUACCCAUGAAAGAAAUGAGAAAAUCAAAAAGGAAACAAGAAAAUGUUUACACUGAAGGAUAAUGUAAAUGUUAUACUUCAAACCAGUGAAAUGGGAAAAUUAAGAACCAAGUCAAUGAUCUAAGCUAUUGUACCAAGAAUUUAGAAAAAGAAUAACAAAUUAUUCCAAAUGAAGGUAGAAGAAGGGAAAUUAAAGUGAUAAGAGAAGCUACUA
Neogale vison (American mink) is the source of this 2344-nucleotide messenger RNA. RefSeq names its product leukocyte immunoglobulin-like receptor subfamily A member 6. The coding region runs from base 24 to 1829 and encodes 601 amino acids. The record is from RefSeq and is a predicted model, not a curated record. Lineage: Eukaryota; Metazoa; Chordata; Mammalia; Carnivora; Mustelidae. Gene Ontology annotation, molecular function: inhibitory MHC class I receptor activity. The transcript is spliced from 13 exons. Gene Ontology annotation, biological process: cytokine-mediated signaling pathway.